GUUUAUUUCUGUUACAUUCACAGCACUGCUCAGAGCUCACGAGUUCUCCCGUCACAUUUACUUGCCACUUGCAUGGUGUGUAUUUGCCGUGUAACUUCUAUCAGAUACAUCCUCCAUGCUGCACAGAAUCCAUCAUCCUUCAGGGUAAUAUCAGACCUCACCUAUUUAUUUUAUAAUAAACAUCUUUUAUCAACAUCUUUAGACUGAACUUCUAAUAACUCUGGAGAAAAAAAGAAGAAAAGUGAAAGAAUUACAAUAUAAUUAGACCACCUGGCUGUGUACUUUUAUUAACAGCAAAAUUAAUCUAUUUAUUAGGAACGGCAGCACGUUCAUUGUGUAAGUAAAACAUUUCACACAAAGCCGCCAAGUUCCAAAGGUAUGUUACAUAUAGCCAAAAAACAUAACUGCCAGAAUUUGCCAUAGGUUACAAAACCAGACUUUGCUCUCCCACAAUUUUUAUUUAUUAAUCUUUGGGAAACGGUUUGGUUUUCUACAAGCUCUAAGUCGAAAGGGCACGUGUGAUUUGGCAGACUAAUGUAAUGUCUUAUGUGCUCCUGUCAAUUUCAGGGAAGAUAAAAUCUACAAGGAUACUUAAUUAAAAAAGAAUGCGAUGUCUGUUUUAUAAAUCACUGCUGCCAUCUGCCCCCCAAAUGCGGAGCCUGGAAGCGGUCUUGUGUCUAACCAGCGUGGGAAAAAGCCUGGAUCUGAAUUAAACCAACUUACUGAAAUAACUUUUUCUUUUUCUUUUUUUUUUUUUUUCCCUAAGUACAGGCUGAAGCCUAACGCGGCACCAAACACCGACGUUUCCUACUUGGCACUAUGCACAGAAACCCGCGUUAAGGUCACAUAAAGGCAGGCGGGCAGCGCUCCCACGGGUGCCGCCAGCUCCGGGCAGCGCCGGGGGCCGGAGCCUGCCGGGCGGGGCAGGGGCUGCGUGCGGGUGUCACAGUCCGUGUGUGCGAGGAGCUCUCGGCGCGUCCCCCGGCUCCGCCCGCAGGGCUGCCCCGGGCUGACCCGCGGGCACGCCGCCGUGGGGACGGAUUUACGGCAUCGGUGCGGCCGGGGUCUUAGGAACUGCCGGGCAGUCCCUCCGCCGGCGCGGCCGGAGCCCGGCUCUGCCUGGGGAUGACCCGGAUCCCCCCGGUUUUGUCGCAGCCUGGCGGCGGCGGGACGCGAGUGGCGGUGAGAUAGAAGAUGAAUUCAGCUGAAAUCACUGAUGAUGAUGAAGUUAAAAUUCCUAAAAAAAAUGUGAAAGUAGAAACAGAAAACGAAGAUGAAGCUCUAGACUGCUCAGUAACUUCCAGAUCUGCUGAGAAACACUCACUGGAUGGCGCAGUGACUUGCCUACAGGAUUCCAACAAAAGGAAACAGACCUCCCUUGGCUGUGAUGGGUCAGGAGGCCAGCAGGAUGCCUUACCCAGCGUGAAGAAGAGACGCUUUACGCAAGAGGGCUCCCUUUCAAACAUGAGGAACAGAGAUGCUGGCUCACCCACUCAGGUAAAUGCAGAGCAGCCAAACAAGAACAAGAAUUCUAAUGUUACAUGGCUCUGUGAAGAAGAAUCCUUCAGUGACAUAAUCACGCCAUCUUAUAAAAAACCUCUCUAUGGCAUCUCACACAAAAUCACAGAGAAGAAGAACCCACCAGGAGCAGAGCAGUUUGCUUCUUACGAGUUGUUUGAAAAAAUCAACCCCAGCAGUCCCUCGCAAAUUCGGACUUUGAACGAUCAACGCAAAAGAGACUCAGCCACAGCCAUUGCAGUAGCAGCAGCCACAGCAGAUUCAGAAUCAAAUAUAUAUUCUUUGAUACAGAAAAUGUUUUACACGCUGAACACCCUCAAUACCAAUAUGACUCAGCUUCACAGUAAAGUUGACCUGUUGUCUCUGGAGGUUAGCAGAAUUAAAAAGCAAGUCAGUCCAGCAGAGUCUGUUGCUGACUUCAAGCCUCCCCCGGAGUACCAGCUGACUUCGACGGAACUCAAACAAAUCAUGGAUCAAAGCACAUCAGGUGGAGACCUGGCUUGCCGGUUGCUCGUGCAGCUCUUUCCAGAGCUCUUCAGUGAUGAUGAGUUCGGCAGGAGCUGCAGUACAUGUGGCUUUCUCAACAAAAGGAAACUUGAAUCUCUUCAUCUGCAGCUUAUUCGUAACUAUGUGGAAGUUUGUUAUCCUUCUGUGAAGAGUACAGCUGUGUGGCAGUUGGAGUGUUUGCCUCAAGUCAAUGAUUUUUUCAACAGAUUUUGGGCUCAAAGGGAAAUGGAAAACAGUCAGCAGAAUGUGCAAUCAUCCAGUUUUUAUGAGACUGAGCAGGUUGAAUCCUCUCAUUUUAUUGAGGAUAAAGAACAGGAAGAAGCUUUGUCCUUGGACAGGAGUAAUGUCAUUGCCUCAGAUUACAUGCUGGAUGCUCAGGAUCUCAAUGAAUUUUUAGAUGAAGCUUCUUCACCAGGAGAGUUUUCUGUUUUUUUGUUGCACAGACUGUUUCCAGAACUCUUUGACCACAGAAAAUUAGCUGAAAGGUACAGCUGCUUUGGAGACUCUGGAAAACAACUGCUGGAUCCUCAUCGGCUUCAAAUAAUCCGUAGGUACACGGAAAUUUACUUUCCGGAUGUGCAAGAAGAAGAAGCCUGGUUGCAGCAGUGUGUUCAGCGAAUAAAUGAUGAGCUUGAAAGUACGUAUAUGGAUGGAAGUGAAUGUGACCAGAUGAGAGAUGACUGUUACGAUUCUUCUAGUUUACCAGAUGAUGUAUCGAUCAUAAAAGUGGAAGACAGUUUUGAAUAUGAAAAGCCUGGCAGACGGUCAAAAAAAAUUUGGCUUGUACCCAUAGAUUUUGACAAACUUGACUUUCCCCCUCCUGAUUUUGAUGUCCCAGUCCCAGAUUACCUGUUGAACAAAGAACAGAUUAAAAGCAUAUAUGAAAGCAGUCUUUCCAUAGGCAACUUUGCCUCUCGAUUGCUUGUUCUCUUAUUUCCUGAACUAUUUACUCAUGAAAACUUAAGGAAGCAAUACAACUGUAGCGGAUCUUUAGGCAAGAAACAGCUCGAUCCCACUAGAAUUAAAUUAAUUCGACAUUAUGUGCAGAUACUGUACCCCAGAGCAAAGAAUGACAGAGUGUGGACAUUGGAGUUUGUUGGGAAGCUUGACGAGAGGUGUCGACGAAGAGACACGGAGCAAAGGCGCUCGUACCAACAGCAACGGAAGAUCCAUGUGCCAGGUCCCGACAGGAGGGAAUUUCUCACCUAUGCAAUAAACCCUGAGAGAUUUCGGGAAGAAUUUGAAGGGCCGCCACUGCCACCAGAAAGAAGUAGCAAGGAUUUUUGCAAGAUACCACUCGAUGAACUUGUUGUUCCUAAUCCUGACUUCCCUGUGCCUUCUCUGUAUUUGCUGUCUGAUAAGGAGAUAAGAGAGAUAGUGCAGCAGAGCCUGUCAGUUGGCAACUUUGCUGCCAGGCUUCUCGUAAGACUCUUUCCUGAACUCUUUACUCCAGAGAAUCUGAGACUGCAGUACAACCAUUCAGGUGCUUGUAAUAAAAAACAGCUUGAUCCCAUCAGACUGAGACUGAUCCGUCAUUACGUGGAGGCAGUUUAUCCUGUGGAGAAAAUGGAAGAAGUGUGGCAUUAUGAAUGUAUACCGAGCAUCGAUGAAAGGUGCCGGCGUCCUAACAGAAAAAAGUGUGAUAUACUGAAAAAAGCUAAGAAAGCAAAAAAAGUGACAGGCUCUUUAAACUGCUAAGACUUUGACCACUAAAUUAUUGUCAGGAAUAUGCUUUGGUUUAGACUGAAGGGCCUGUAGGGAGCUGGGGGUUCUCAGCACCUGGGACAGUCAGGCACUAAAUUUGUUGUGCUUCAGUGUGUGUGUUGCAUUUGUGUUGGCACAGCAGCAAUGGGAAGUGGCUGACAACAUUUGUACAUGGGUAAAGACCAUCAGUGACAGCUAUCAAUGACUCGCUGAGAGCAUGAUAUUCACUGGUACAAAUACAUGUAUUGAAACUAUUGCUCCACUCCCCAUUUCUGCAUCUUCCUUUUCUAUCACUUUCUAAUAAUAAAGAAUUUUUUUUUAAUGGUUGUGCUCUUCAAGAGCAGUUUUUCAUUAUACCGUUAUAAACAGUAUUUUUAAUUAAUUCGGAUUUUGAAAUGUGUAGACUAAACUUAAUUUAAAUUUGAAAGUGCCAUUUUCAUUUGAAAUCAUUGGAAUAUUAGACUUUGCUUCUACAGUAACUGCAGCUUCACACUUGUUUUGUUCUUCAUGAUACUGAGGUACUGAAAGCUAUGAUGCUGUGUCAAAGAGUAGGUCAGAAUGGUGUCCUUUGCAUUUUUGACUGUUACGUUAGUUUUUUUUCUAAAAUCAAGAAUUUCCUGUUGAAGAAUUGAGACAUGAGCAUAAACACUGUGUGAAUGGGGUUUUUUUGUAUUGACACCACAAGCUUGGUCCUGCCCUUGUGAGUUCUGUUAUUGUUUUGUCCAGUGUAACUGCUGGAGUGACUGAGGAUUGCUUGUCUUGAGUAAAGCCAGCAGAACAGACCCAAGCCUAUACCCAUGGAACGUCUUCCCAUCACCUGCUCGCCACCCUGUUUGUAAAACAGCAAAAGCAUCAGCAACAUCAAAAAGACCUGAAAUAAGAACUUUAAAAAAUUUUAGACCUUAUUUCCUAUCAAAAUCAUGAUUCCAAAGGUGUUUCCAGUGUUGAUAUUGAAUUGCAUAUACAAAAAGUAUGUGCAGAGAUUGGUUUUGCGGUGAAAUCCAGUGUUUCAGGGUCCCAGCAUAUGAGCUGUGGAAAUGUAACUCAUUCUUUCCAUGAAUGCAGCAGCAUCUGGAUAUUUUGGGUGUAGGGAUAUAGAACUCCCUCACUUUGCCAAAUUGUUUUAGUGUAAUUAGUAGCUAUUUGGAGACAUAACUGUGUAUGUAUAACUUAGGUUCGUGUGGUCAAGUUUGAAUCAUUAAUAUGUUCAAGUGUAACAAAGACCACCCAGAACCUGAUAUGAAUUUGCCGUAUGACUUGUCACUGGAGAGUGCUGCUUUAAAACUAAUUUUCUCUUUCUUUUUUUAAAAAAAUUUAAUACUGAUAGAAAGGGUGAGAGAGAGUCAAAUAUGAAUUCUUAAUACAGUAAAGACAGUGGUUGCCUACAGAGCAUCACUGGAACACCUUGGAGCAAUUGUUGAUGUUCUCUGUGGUCCUUUUCUGUUGUUUACUUAGAUGGGUCAUAGCAAAUUUUAAGUCAGUUCCAGUGUAAUUUUCUAUUUUAGCAUUUGUAAGGAAGUAUAAAAUAUUUGAUAUUUUUACUUCAGAUUUUUAGAAUUUAUUGUUCUUAGACUCAUAUUGAUCCCUUUAAAAGGAAAACAAAGUGGUUUUCCCUGAUGGCAAGAACUAGUAAACGUAUUGUGUUAAACUGGGAGUAAAUCAUAGUUAGUAGCAUUUGCUCGUUUUGCCCAUAUGCUAGAAACAUUCUCAGAGAAUGUAUGAAAAAAGUCAUGAAUGUACUAAAUAACACAUUGUUUAUAUCCAUUUAAAUGUUUCCUGUUGGUUUAAGUAAUAGCAGACCAUAUUCAAAAUGGAUAUCGGAGCAAAUACAGCUAUAAUAAAUCAAAAUCAUUUUACCAAAGAUAAAGAACUGAUACCACAAUGUCUGCAUCUGUUCAUUUUACUGCAUAAAUUUAUCAAAUUGAAUGUAUCAGAAACCAAGACUCUCUUGUCAUUGUAUGCUACCUAGAAACUCUGUGAAAUGUUUUUUACAUGCACUUUUAUGGGAUAUAUAAAAUAACAGAAGAUCUUAACGACUCUUUCAUUUGUGGUUGCAAAUGGCUGGCCAAAAGGUAAGAAAUACAAUUUUAUUUUCUUAUCUUAAUGUCAUAUGUUUCACCACUUGGUGAUGUCAAAGCUCCCAGAAGAAUUCAAUAUAUACUGAACAUUUUUACAAGGGAUAGACGUUACUAGCUAGCAUGCAAGGCUUUUAACUGUAGCUGUUGAUAUUAAGUAAAAAAAUCAGUCAAUUGAUAUUAUCUAAAAAGUAGUGAAAAAAAAUCAGUUUGACAACUUUGACCAUAAAAAUUAUAAUUUUUUAAACUGGGUAUACAAAUAUUUUUGUUGUGUUUUUUCCUCUUUUUAUUGCUGUGUACAUUCCUUUUGUCCAAUUCUUCACAACCCUUUCAUGAUUCAUUUGAUUGUAUGAUUUAUAACUGAUAUCAAGAAAAUACAGACGUAUAAAUAGUGGCAUAGUUCACUAACAAAAGUUCUUGCAGCGCAUCUGAAGUACAGCCACUUCAUCCAGUUGGUCAGUCUUGUAAAUAUAUUAAAGGUAUAUUAUUUUCAUACAAGAGGAAUGUUGUCUGGUGAUUGUUCAGGUACAAGCAGGAUUUUUUUUCCUAUAAAAUCUCUUACUAAGAUCUGAGAUAACCUUAGCUAGUCAGACAAAUACAUAAAGGAAAACACCCCAGUUUCUGCAUCCAUUUAAAAAGAUUUUUCUGUCUUUCAGACUUCUUAUGUUUAAAGGAAUAAACUUACAAUUUUGAAAGUGAAACUGUGAUAAAAGGGUUGCUAGAUAUUGAAGUGUUGGGUGCCUGCGUAGCCAUGCUCACUGUCUUCCUGUGGAUUAGCAUUACUUUCUACCUACUCAGUUAAGGUGGGUAUCAAGUGUCGCUACUUCUUACAGUGUAAAUAUAUCAGCUUUCAGUAAGUAUUGAAUAGCCCAUUUCUAAGCUUUCUAAAAGAAACAGUGUAGUAUGUAUCAUAAUUCUUUAUUUUUGCAUCCUACACAUUUCCUACAACUUAAACAUUUCCUUAGAAGUUCUGAAAAAAAUGUAAAACAGCACAUCAAAAGGGAGGUGAAGUAUACAUCAGUUUAUUGCCCCUUAAGUGUAUUCAGGUGGCAGAAUCAACAACAAAUGUGUUUGCAAAUGAGAAAAGUCUUUGCUUGAAAUCACUUUGUUAUACUGAUGCAGUACAGCCAACAGUGUUUCAUGUUCUAAGAAAUGUUUGUGACUUUUUAAAUUAUCUUCAAAAUGCAUAUAAUUUAUUUCUAGGUACAUUUUUUAAAAUCUGUCAUUUGUGUCUUCAGUUAUUGUUUGAUGUUUAUGUCAUAGCAGUGAGAAGUAGAAUUGUGUGCUCAAUGCUCUACAAAGGCACACCAGGUCUAGUUUCCUGCUGGAAGGGGCUAAGAUGAAUUCUUCACCCCCAAGAAACCCAGAAAAUAAUCUGCAGGUUUUAUUUAUAAUUUAUUUCCAUUCAGAUUUUGUUUUGCUGAUUAAAGCAAUGUGGAACAGCUGGAAAAUUCAAUGUCUUAAUCUUGCCUUGAGGACAGGGCAUAAAUUGACAAGUGUUCUUACUUACAAAAGUACAUUUUAGUUGAUUGCACUUAAAAUUUAUGGAAGAACAAAUGUGGCAGGUUUUUCUGAGUAAAUGAAACAAAAUCCAUCACUGUUGUUGCAAACAUUUCUUUACUGCCUUGGUUUAACUUUCUGAUUUUUUUCCCAUUAUUACUGCAAGUCAGCACCAAUGGAGUUACAGAUUUUUCCUCAGAAACAUUCUGAAAGUAUCUCUCUUAAUGUGCCUGAAGUUGAUAAAAAUGAAUAGAUGAAGUUAUGGUUUACUUUCCUCUUAAUUCUCUUUUAAAACUGACUUUGCUAAGAAAGGCAGAACAAGCAAGAAAAAAGACACAUUUGUCUUCAUCAUCUCCCACCUACUUUUCUUGUUGUAGUAAAUGUUAAGACAGAUAAAUUUCUAGUGCUUUCAAUAGUGCUUUCAAAUCUUCAUUUUGCCCUAAAAUUCAUUCAUCUAAACUUCUCACUGGUAGUAAUAGUCUUAAUUUCUUAUAGAAGUGUCUUGUAGAAUACAUAAUACCUGUCUCUGUCAGAGCUCCCAUAAAUCCUGUUCUGAGAGGUCGUCUCUCCAGCAGCAGAGUGCCAGCUGAGGGAGCUGCCCUGGCUUCGUCAAGUAGAUGACUCCUAACAAAACCAAAUCUCCAUCACAUUCACAUUUUCCUUGUACGUCAUUUGACUGGCAGGAGAUUAGCCCUUACACUGUAUUAUUUUUAUCCAGCAUAUUCCUUUUCAUUUUUUGUCAUUUUCUGGUUGCUGUCAUUUCUAGCUAAUGGCCAUGAAAGCUUGUGACAUGAGCAGACCACUUGCUCUCUCCAUUUCCUGGUGUGUUCCAUCAUGGGACUGUGGUCCCCACUGAGCAUUUUUCUUUGAUUAACAAUUCAUAAGGGAGAGCCAAUUCCCAUGGGAAAGGAAGAACUGUAAUAGAAGAGAAAUAAAGCUGUUCUUUUCCCA
This is a messenger RNA of Poecile atricapillus (Black-capped chickadee), 8255 nucleotides long. It is a transcript of the gene BEND3, whose product is annotated as BEN domain containing 3. The transcript has 4 exons. The record is from RefSeq and is a predicted model, not a curated record. Lineage: Eukaryota; Metazoa; Chordata; Aves; Passeriformes; Paridae. Gene Ontology annotation, cellular component: heterochromatin. Gene Ontology annotation, molecular function: DNA binding. Bases 1195 to 3723 code for a protein of 842 amino acids. Gene Ontology annotation, biological process: rDNA heterochromatin formation.